AUGGCAGGCACUCCGGAAUCUUACGAAAACUGGCAGGAAACAUUCUCAGCGAACCCUAUGCAAUGCGGCCUAGAACGGGCCGGUUUGGAGCAGCGCGACAACCCCACCCGAAGCGAAGCGGGCCCGUCACCUGCCACUGAAAGACACGCACCGCCCUUUCAGAGGGUGAUACCGAGUGCAAAGCAAUUAGCUUUAAGCUUCCAACAGAUCGUCCGACAUGUUAAGGGAGAAAGGAAAGAUCCCGGGGAAUGGCUUUUUGGGAGGCACGCGUCCUCAUCGGGCAGCGUUUGUGCAGAUAAAGCUGGACGCGGCGCGGCGCGGGCCGGGCGAGCAGGGCAGGGCCGCCUUCCUGGACGACAAGGACGCACAGCAGAAGGAGAGUCUCUACAAAGUGAACGGCUUCAACGCGCUGCUCAGCGACCGCAUCGCGCUCGACCGCGCGCUGCCCGACAUCCGCCACAAGGGGUGAGUCCUCGCGCUGCUUAG
Gryllus bimaculatus (two-spotted cricket) is the source of this 486-nucleotide messenger RNA. Lineage: Eukaryota; Metazoa; Arthropoda; Insecta; Orthoptera; Gryllidae. The record is from the annotation of a GenBank genome assembly.